This is a messenger RNA of Micromonas pusilla CCMP1545, 2716 nucleotides long. RefSeq lists its product as uncharacterized. NCBI's taxonomy places the organism in Eukaryota, Viridiplantae, Chlorophyta, Mamiellophyceae, Mamiellales, Mamiellaceae. The annotation marks the transcript as partial. The transcript has a single exon. Gene Ontology annotation, cellular component: Cul4-RING E3 ubiquitin ligase complex. The record is from RefSeq and is a predicted model, not a curated record.
AUGAAUACUUUGCAGCCUACCUUCCUCAAAAAAGUUUCCCGCCGUGCACUAGUGAUCUUGCCGACGACAGGCAACGCCCGUAGCGGCACAGGCACGCUCGUUGACUUCCAAGCGCUUCACGGCUAUGAGAAGAUAGAACUAUCUUACGAUUCAACGGAUGCGUCUGUCCUUCAGAAUGUCAUUCUGACUUGUGGUAUUAUAAUAAAUGGUAUUCAAAAGGUGGACUUGCAGUUGUGGACUGCAUUUCGUGAGGCAAGGAAAAUCGGUAUACUUGUGCUGAACUAUGAUCGACCGGGGUUGUACCUCCAUCAAAAAAAAUAUAUCGAUCUGGCAGCUGCAAUCCCGAAGUAUCUUGCACCGUACUCCGCCCAUCUUGAAAAAACGUGCGAAACUCGUGAUGAUGGAUACAGGGAAGUCCUUAUUCAUGUGAUAUCUGGACCUGGUAUGGAAGCAGAGCGACUUGUUUUGCGUGACAAAGUGUGUCCGGCAUUAGUGGAUUUGUGUAGAACUCGACGGCUUAGGCCAGUCUAUGCCGACACGUUGGAGAGCUGUGGAGUUGCUUCAGCUAUGCGAUCUGCCGAGAAAGCACGUUUACGGUCUAUACAUAUCGUUUUAAUAUCGGGCAAGCGCGAGCCCGAGGAAAGAGAACAUGAAUAUUUGUGUAGAUUCGUCGACAAGAUCCAGAAUAGGAAUGAGCAAGAAAAGUUUAACUGGAUUCGACGAGCUCCACAGCAUUACAACCGAUUCGAAUUCGUAAUAAGUCAAGUGUUACAGCUCGCAGAAGAGCCAGCGUGGAAUGCGUCCUCUGGGGCCACUACAGAUCUGCGAGAAGUAAACUGUGUGUCGCCACAGCAUGUUCUUGCUUACCUUCGCGACUCUCACUUCAUGCAGCAAUUACCAGAUGAUGUGCGCAAAGAGUACUACAGUGUUAGUACGCUUGAACGGAGACGUGUUGGUGCAAUGUUAUCAGUACUGUAUGCUCAUCCUUAUGUGGCUAUACGCCAGUUUCAAGCGGACUAUGCACCGUCCGCUGAUUCGAAAACGAUGAGGAGAUUUAUCUGUGGUGUUCCGAGACACACCACAAAUCUUGGUCGCUUUGCUUCAGAUGUUCUGGAUGACAUUUGGUCGCGCAUUACCCAUGAGUUUCCCUUGAGUCCGAGCGAAUUUACUUUGAAGGAGCAUGAGCCUGAAUUCUCACUGCAGCAACAACUUCCAUUUUAUUUUAAUAGAGGGAUUUAUGAAUAUACAUUGAUGCGCUGCAUAAAGUUGGGAAGACCUAAUGCAGUUUUUGUAGGAGGCGAGGAGGGAAGUGGGGUAACAAGCAUUUUGCAGCGCUGUGCCCGCAAGUGCCGACAGCUAUACUGUAGCUCCGAUAAAGUGGAGCAGCAUGAAGUUGUGAUCUUAUCACUUUUUCCCGGGCUUGGUCGUGCUUACUACAAUCCCACACAAGUACAUCGCUUACUCGCAACAAGUCUAUUGAGAUACUGUGGAAACAAAUAUAACGUACCAGGAAGAUUCAAUGAAUCACGGGCGUGGCUCUUCUCUUUGCUCCGUCAGAUGGUGAACAAAAAUCACAGAGUGUUAAUUUUUAUUGAUGCCGCUACCGCACUAGAGAAUCCAAGAGGCAUUUCGUGGCUUUUUAGCGAGACAGAACUUCCUUCAGGCGUACAAAUGAUAGUAGGGGGUGAUGUUCUGAAUUCAAAAGUCGAGCAAAAUACAAAUACAAUUCACAAGGUUCUUCCAUCGUCGUAUGAUAUUUCGACGUUUGCUGCCCAAAAGACCCUUCGUAGACAGCUUGUUGGUCUAUAUGCGUGCAUACCCAAAGCGAUGAGCAAAAUGCUGCUGUUAGGACCAAUGGAAUACAUUGAAAUAAGAUCGUACGUUACGAAGUAUCUAAUAGUUGCUGCAAACAUUGAGCUCGAAGACGCUCUUUUAAAUAUGCUUCUGGGACUACCUGGACUGGCGUCAAUAAGCUAUGCAAAGUUACUGGUGGAAGAAAUAUCGUCUAUGAACAUGGACGACACCAGGACUAUUUUCGAAUAUCUCGUGAAGUUGACCACACAGAAAGUUGAUAUCAUAUCAAGCCGCCUUGACAGAAUGGAACUGAUUUUCCCUCGAUCAAUGCUGGCACUUAUAUUACCCACUGUUGCCUAUGGCUGCAACUCUCUCACCUUGGAGGGCAUCAUGUCUGUGAUUGCUACCACUCUUGAUUGGGAUGAGCAAGUCUAUCUUGGUUCUUUUAUUGCUCCUACACUCAUGUGGGAGGCUAGGGGUCUAAUCCUUGGGCCUAUUGAGGGUACAUUUAAAAUCAGCAGUGAUGCAACAGCUGGAGUUAUAAUUGAUCGAUAUGCUCCAAAUGAACCCAAGAAGCGCGCAAUAUUUCGAUUGCUUUCUAAAUAUUAUGGAUCCCUGUAUAACGGAUCAAGUAAGAUACAGAAACGUUAUACUGAAAACCGAGGAAAUGAUGUUCAAUUUUCUCUUGCUGUUUCAGCUCAAAGCACAGGAACACAACGAAAGCGUUUUUUUGGAAACGAACCACUCUUUCGAUCGACAAAUCUGAGUUCAAAUGCGCUCGAAAGGGAUGCCGAUGCACCGCUAAAGCUUCCGGCAACGCAUCAAGAACGUCAUCUUGUUGUCGAUGCGAUAAAUUUACUGCCUUAUUAUCUUACCCAGGCGCGGCAGUUUGGAGAGCUUUGCACACUUCUACAAGAUUUUU